This is a messenger RNA of Trichosurus vulpecula (common brushtail), 7959 nucleotides long. RefSeq names its product inositol polyphosphate-4-phosphatase type I A (gene INPP4A). Gene Ontology annotation, cellular component: cytoplasm. The record is from RefSeq and is a predicted model, not a curated record. Bases 255 to 3071 code for a protein of 938 amino acids. Gene Ontology annotation, molecular function: phosphatidylinositol-3,4-bisphosphate 4-phosphatase activity. NCBI's taxonomy places the organism in Eukaryota, Metazoa, Chordata, Mammalia, Diprotodontia, Phalangeridae. The transcript is spliced from 26 exons.
CAGGAACCAUCGGUACUCCCUGAGGGCUGUUGUCAUUCAGUCUAGUGAUGCCUCCAGUGUGACCUGAAGGAUUGAAGCUAUGUGAUGAAGUUGAAUCAGCUUCUAUAAAAAUGCAGCCUGUCUCUCCUCUCCUGAAGAAAAACAACUUUCUGGCUGCUGCCAUGCCAGGUGAAUAGGGCUCAGUGACAGGACAUUCCUGGAAAUAGUCGUGGUCAGACCCAGCAGGGAGAAGCACACCAAUUGCCCAUGACACCAUGACAGCAAGAGAACACAGCCCACGUCAUGGCUUCAAGUCCCGUUCAGUGCAGCGGGCCUCAACGAUCGAUGUUACCUCUGACAUGCUGGGACUGUCUCUGGCAGGAAACAUCCAGGAUCCAGACGAGCCCAUAUUAGAAUUCAGCUUGGCUUGCAGCGAACUACAUACUCCAUCGCUAGAUCGAAAACCAAAUAGUUUUGUAGCAGUGAGCGUAACAACACCUCCUCAGGCAUUCUGGACAAAGCAUGCACAGACAGAGAUUAUAGAGGGAACUAACAAUCCUAUAUUUCUAAGCAGUAUCGCCUUCUUUCAAGACUCCCUUAUCAAUCAGAUGACGCAAAUCAAACUAUCUGUUUAUGAUGUCAAAGAUAGAUCUCAGGGAACAAUGUAUUUACUGGGUUCUGGAACGUUCAUAGUCAAAGAUCUGCUCCAGGAGAAAUACCAUAGGUUGCAUUUAACACUAAGGUCUGCUGAAAAUGAUCGCGUAGGUAACAUUACUGUAAUAGGAUGGCAAAUGGAAGAGAAAUCAGACCAGCGGCCCCCUGUAACAAGGUCACCUGAUACAGUUAAUGGAAGGACUGUUCUGCCGGUGGAUGAAAGCUUGACAGAGUCAUUAGGAAUCCGAUCCAAAUAUGCUUCCUUGCGCAAAGAUUCAUUACUUAAAUCAGUGUUUGGUGGUGCCAUCUGUAGAAUGUACCGUUUCCCUACGACUGAGGGGAAUCACCUAAGGAUCUUGGAGCAGAUGGCUGAAAGUGUCCUCUCCUUACAUGUUCCUAGACAGUUUGUAAAGCUCCUUCUAGAAGAAGAUGCAGCAAGGGUUUGUGAAUUGGAAGAAUUGGGAGAACUAUCUCCUUGCUGGGAAACUCUCCGUCGACAAAUAGCUACUCAGUACCAAACCAUCAUACUAACUUACCAGGAAAACUUAACUAACUUACAUCAGUACAAAGGCCCCUCAUUUAAGGCAAGCAGUUUGAAAGCUGACAAAAAGUUGGAGUUUGUACCCACAAAUCUGCAUAUACAGAGAAUGCGAGUCCAAGAUGAUGGAGCAUCAGAUCAGAACUAUGACAUCAUAACCAUAGGAGCAGCCGCAGCACAUUGCCAAGGCUUUAAGUCAGGGGGUCUUCGAAAACGACUGCACAAAUUUGAAGAGACCAAGAAACACAGUUAUGAGGAAUGUUGUACCUCACCCAGCUGCCAGUCAAUAAUAUACGCACCGCAGGAUAUCAUCAGGGCAAAGGAGAUUAUUGCCCAGAUCAACACCUUAAAAACCCAAGUCAGUUACUAUGCUGAAAGGCUGUCAAGGGCAGCUAAGGAUAGAUCAGCUAAUGGCCUUGAAAGGACGCUUGCCAUCUUAGCAGAUAAGACAAGACAACUGAUUACUGUCUGUGACUGUAAAUUGUUGGCUAAUUCAAUACAUGGACUAAAUGCUGCUAGACCUGAUUACAUUGCCUCCAAAGCAUCUCCCACUUCAACCGAGGAGGAGCAGGUAAUGCUAAGGAAUGAUCAAGAUACUCUUGUGGCAAAGUAUACGGGAAGAAAUAGUCGCUCUCUCCAUGCAGAUUGGCAUGAGGCAGAAUGGGAAAAAGUUUGGUUAAAUGUUGACAAAAGCCUGGAGUGCAUCAUUCAGAGAGUCGACAAACUUCUCCAGAAAGAACGAUUGCACAGUGAGAGCUGUGAAGAUGUUUUCCAGUGUGAUGUCAGUGGGCCUAGUAAGAAAGAUAGCAGCCCCCCUCCUGAAGAAUCCAGCCCAGGUGAAUGGAGUGAGGCCCUUUACCCCUUGCUGACGACACUCACAGAUUGCGUAGCCAUGAUGAGUGACAAGGCCAAGAAAGCGAUGGUCUUCCUGUUAAUGCAGGACAGCGCUCCAACAAUAGCUAUGUACCUGAAGCUCCAGUAUCGAAGGGAUGUUGUCUUCUGCCAAACUCUGACUGCGCUCAUUUGCGGGUUCAUUCUCAAGCUAAGGAACUGCCUACACGACGAUGGUUUCCUGCGGCAACUCUACACUAUUGGCUUACUGGCCCAAUUUGAAAGCCUUCUCAGCACCUAUGGUGAGGAGUUGGCCAUGUUGGAAGACAUGAGUCUGGGAAUUAUGGACUUGAGGAAUGUAACCUUUAAAGUAACGCAGGCCACGUCCAAUUCAUCAACAGACAUGCUCCCUGUAAUUACAGGAAAUCGUGAUGGAUUUAAUGUGAGGAUUCCAUUGCCAGGCACUCUGUUUGAUGUGCUGCCCCGGGAGAUUCAGAGUGGCAUGCUUCUGAGAGUUCAACCCGUCCUUUUCAACGUGGGAAUUAAUGAGCAGCAAACCUUGGCGGAGAGGUUUGGAGACACAUCUUUGCAAGAGAUUAUUAAUGUGGAGAGUUUGGUGAGGUUAAAUUCUUACUUUGAGCAGUUCAAGGAAGUUUUACCUGAUGAUUGUCUACCUCGAUCUCGUAGUCAAACGUGCCUGCCUGAGCUGUUACGGUUUCUGGGACAGAAUGUACAUGCCAGGAAGAAUAAGAAUGUUGACAUCCUUUGGCAAGCAGCUGAGGUGUGCCGAAGACUCAACGGAGUCCGAUUUACCAGCUGCAAGAGUGCCAAGGACAGAACAGCUAUGUCAGUGACCCUGGAGCAAUGUCUGAUCCUGCAGCAUGAACAUGGAAUGGCUCCCCAGGUCUUCACCCAGGCUCUGGAUUGCAUGAGGAGUGAGGGUUGUCGGCGAGAAAAUACAAUGAAGAAUGUUGGAUGUCGCAAGUAUGCAUUUAAUUCCCUGCAGCUGAAGGCUUUCCCAAGGCAUUACAGGCCUCCAGAAGGAACUUAUGGAAAAGUUGAAACAUAAACAUAAUGUGUCCUCUAAUUAGCUGUUAUACAAUACAUGUGGGUACACUCUAGUUGAAUUCAUGAAGACCAGAAGUUUUUUUUAACAUUUCAUCCUAGAUUCUAUUGAGCAUGUUAUCUUAUUGCAUUGGAAUCAGUAGGAAAGAAUGUUUUGGCGCAGUAGUGUAUGUAGUGAUAACCGCCCCUUUAAAUAGCCUUCGGUCCUAUGUGAGCUACACAAAUACCAUGAAAUCGUUCCCUGUAUUCAACAAUUAGGUACAUCCAGGAUGCUAAAGGACUUUUUUAUAAAUGGCCACUUAGGUAGCUGUUUCACAUAACAACCUUUUCUAUUGAGUUGAUUUAAGGUUGAGUUUUUCAUAAUACUGUACUUUAAAAAGUUAGAAACUCAAUAAAUAGUAAAGUAAUUGGAACUGAGGCAACCCUAUACAUAUUGACAGAAUCAUACAAAAUCAAUUUGUAACUUCAGGAAAAUAAAUUAGCCCUAACACCAACUCAUGAAGCAAAAGGAAGUGGCCAGGAUGACCUGUCCUUUGUGUGAUGCUAUCUGUAAAGCAUGAAGUCAGUAUGUCACUUUUGAGAGUUUUGCUAGGUUUCAAAAACACUGAGGAUUCAUUUCUUACGUGAUUGCACUUUAUUAGAAGAUAACUGCCAAACAUACCAUGUAACUGAAAUUCCAUAGUUUUUUUCAACAGCCGAGUGUCUUGGCGAGUCAUUUUUGUAAUUAGCCUUGCAGGUUAAAAACUACCACCAACAACAAAAUUAAAUGGUUCUUCUCUCUUCUCCUCUCAUCCUUGUACUCAUCACUUUUAAGCAUCUUGUUAACAAGUUAGGAUUCCACCUUUUAAAGCGUAUGCAAAGCUCUCCUUGGACGCAACUGAAAUUCUGUGCAUCCGCAAUCCAAAAGAGGCAGAUCAGCAUUCUGAAGUGCAUACUUACAAUUUCAUGAAGCAAAUGUUAUCAGCAUUUGAACGAAGGAAAUCUAAAUUUUUUUUUCAGGGGUUUGCUUAUUCUUUCACCUGUUUACUUAAUAUAUUGCUUUUGGGUUUUUUUGAGGCAAAAACUAUAACUAUAUUUCAGUGUCUUUGAAAUGCUUUGUUAUCCAGUUCAUGGGAAUUCCUAAGACAUUUUUCCCUUCUGCCUGUUUGGUUCUGUGAGUUAACCAGCAACUGUUGAGGCAGUUCGGUGUGUGUCCUUCCGAUCUUCAAACUGAUUUUUGUUCCCUCAAAGACUUGGGAAUUGCAAUUUAUCCUCUAAUCAUAGCAAAAAACAUUUCAGGACUUCUUAAAAACAAGACUUUACUUUUCCUACUCCACAUUUUGAGGCAUGUUGAAAAUUAGAAGCUAAAGACCUGAUCAUUUAUUUUCUGUAAGGAAAUAAUAUGGUACACGUUUCACAGAGUUUUGUUUUUUUGGGAAUGCUUGUGUGCGUGUGUUUCAUCAGUUCUGUUAAUCAUGGUUGUCUUAGAGAUGUUCUUUGGGUAAAUUGUUCUUAAAAUUAUAUUGAAACUUUUGGUCCAUUCUUACAUUACCCAAACUUGGUGUGUGUAAAUUAUUCCAUGUUGCUUAAAAAGAUAUAAAAAUGUACAUGUACAUUUUACUUGAGCCUUUUAAUAUAGCUAAAGAAUUAAAAACCAUGAAAAAGUCAUUGAUUUGAAAUUACCCAUGUCUAAAAUCUCCAGAAAUUUCCUUUUAGGAUGUGACUGUGUUUUAUAUGUACUGUAUGCUUAUUUACAUGAAUAAAGGCAAUAGAAUUACUCAAAUAUAUGUAUAUAUGUAUGUGAACACAGAUAUAUACAUAUACAGAACUGAUUGCUGGCAUAGUUGUUUGGCUCCUGCUAGCAAUGGGUAAUUUCAGGGUAGCUACCAGUAUUGAAGAGGGGGCCUUUGAGUACCAGCUGUAGUUUAGAAAUACUUCUUCUUAGGACUGUUGGUUUCAGCAGUGGUAAAGACAGAGGAAGAGAAACGGCUCCCAUUUGUGCGUCUUUUCUGUGAUUCCAUGCCCACAGCAAGGCAUGCAGUUGCAGUGAAAUCUUUGUUGCCGUCUACUCUCUUCCCAUUUACAUGUUUAGCUACAUUCAGAUACAAAUGAGAUUUAGUAAGGCUAAUUUACCUUUUGACCCUCCAUGACAUUUUUUGAGUAUAUCAUCCAUAUUGUGUAGUUUCAGUCUUUUCUCUCUUCUCAUUAUUAUAUUUUCUUGCCAGAUUUUUGUUAUGUACUUCAAUCAUAUAUUCGCAAUUAAGAAAACUUGUGUGUAUUAUUUCAAAACCUUUUUGUGUCUGAAGUGUUUAACAUUUGAGUCUCUUCUAGUGCUGUUUCACAUAAAUAAAUUACAACGUGUGAUUUUGUACCUAGCUCCCUUUUUGGAAUAGUUUUCUUGAAUUCUUCAGGCAUGCUUGGAGUUCAUCAGUUGAAAUGGUGGGACCUCAGCCUUGAAAGCUUGGUCACUGGAAAUAUUCAGGUUUCAUUGCUCUGUGUGAAGAUCAUCUUUGCUCAGCUGUUUUUUUUUUUUUUUUGCACAUAUCACAGCAUCACGUGCACGUUUACAGAUUUGACUAGUGAUCAUACUGAACAAUAAAAAUCAAGACUUUGUCGUUAAAUUUUUUUUAACCCUCUAGAGGAAACUUCCUACGAAGUACUUUUGAGUUGCACAAGGAAGGUUUUUUAAUCACGUCUUGUAAAAUGGUAGUCCUGUCUACUGUUUUUUUUACGUACACUUUUUUUUAAAUGUCAUGAAACAUACUGAGGGAUAAAAUUGUUGCCAGGUAUGUUAUUGUGUGUGUUCUGUGAAAGCACCACAGCACAGUUGCCUUUUGUUUCAUUUAUAAUUGUAAAAAUAUUGUAUAAUAUAACAGUUUGUCCCUACACAAUUGUAUUUGCCAAGCUUUGUGCAUUGAAAUAUUUUUAUUUAUUUCUUUUGGGCAGUAUUAAUAUAUUAUAAACCUAUGGUUACUGUUUUAUAUAUUCUUAGAUCAUUCAAGUCAUGUAUGCUGUAAAUGUGCUAGUCUUUAGAAUGAAAAAUAUUAAUAAAGAACUGACAGUACUAAAUUGUGACUUUUUUCUUUAAAUUCAUUAGUACCGGCCUGGGAGUCAAGAGACCAGGGUGUUCUGAUCCUGGUUCUGCUACUAAUCUGUAUAACCUUGGGUAACUCAUUCAACCCCUUUAGGCCUCAGCUGUAAAAAUUGAAUUAUGUUCAAUUGGUCUUUAUUAAGCAUCUGUUUGUGUGUGGAGCACUACCCUGGACCCCAAGGGGGAUAUAAAGGUUAAAUAAAUAAGACAUGAUUCCUGUGCUCACGGAGUUAGUGUAGUAACAGAAUUGAACAAGGCGAUCUCUAAGGACCCUGCUAGCCUGCGUAUCUACAAUUCUUAAGAUUUGACUACAUUAAAAGGAAUGAUUUGGGGAGUCAACAUUUGAUGAGCCCACAUGGUUGAAUGAGAAUAUCUUUGGGAUUGUUCUUUUUUUUCCGUAUGUUGACACUUCGGCCUUUACCAGUAAGUAGGAAUUACAGAAACUUUCCCAUUUGUGUUCCCUCUAUGUCCUGUAAAUGAUCAAGUUUCAGUUUUUUGAGGAUGGGUCAACGAAAUGCUUUUGCAAAAUACUUGGAUCCACUUAUGUUUGGGGAAAAGGACAUUUUACUCAGUAUGCUAAUUACUUAAGAGGCCUGUUUUCUGCACCAUUAAAUCAUCAGUGUCAUGAUUCCAUUUUCCUUUAAAGCAGUAAGGUAUUCAGGGAAAUGGGACAGAAGGAGUAGCUUACCUCUCAUUCCAUCUUUUUCUCCUCUUGAGAUUGUUAUUAUCCUUAUCCUAUAACCACUUAAGACUAAUGAAUAUAGAGUGUUUUUUCAUAUGAUUAUAAAUUGUUUUGAUUUCUUUGUCAGAAAACUGCCUAUUUAUAGCCUUUGACCAUUUAUCAAUUGGGGAAUGACUCCUAUUUGUAUAGAUUUGACAAAGUUCUUCAUAUAUUUGAGAUAUGAGGCCUUUAUCUUAGAAACUCCAUAAAAAUUUUUAUUAGCUUAGGGAAAUCCAAAUUAGAGCAACCUUGAGAUAUCAUUUUACACCUAUCAGAUUGGCUAAAAUAAUCGAAGGGGGACAGAUGUUGGAGGGGACAUGGAAAAAUUUGGAUGCUAAUUUAUUGCUGGUGUAACCAUGAACUGAUACAACCAUUUUGAAGAGCAAUCUGGAAUUUUGCCCAGAGAGUUAUUAAAUUGCCUAUACCCUUUGCCUCAAUAAUACCACCAGGUCUAUUUCCAAAGAUGACUAGGGAAAAAGGAAAAGGACUGUUAUGUUCUAAAAUGUUUAUAGCAGCUAUCAUUGUGGAGACGAAGAGCUGGAAAUUGUGGGGAUGCCCAUCAGUUGGGGAAUGGCUGAACAAGUUGGAGUAUAUGACUGUAAUGGAAUACUACUGUGCUAUAAGAAGUCAUGAACUCUGUGAUCUUAGAAAAACAUGGAUUGACUUGCAUGAAAUAAUGAAGAGUGAAAUGAGCAGAACCAAGAGAACAUUGUAUACAGUAACAGCAAUAUUGUUUUAAGAACAACUUUGAGCAAGUAAGUCAUUUUGACUGUUAUAAACACCCAAAUGAACUACAAAGGACCUAUGAAGGAAGAUGUUUUCUGCAUCCAGAGAAAGAAUUGAUAAAUAGAAGUGUGUAUAGAAUUAUUUUACAUAUUUAUACAUAUUUGUGUCUAAUGGUAGCCACCUCUAGGAUGGAAGAGGAGGGAGGGAAGAAAAAAGGGGGAAGAAAAGAAGUUACGUGAUCCCUUUAUUAUAUAUUUAAAAGGAAUAGCAAGUUGUACAUGAUAGAUUUGAAGUUUCAUGUGCAAUCAUUUUUUUUCUUUUCUACUAUGUUAUGGAAAUGCUUGUUUUAUUAAGUUCAGAAUAAAACAAAAUUUU